Linum trigynum is the source of this 5158-nucleotide messenger RNA. The record is from the annotation of a GenBank genome assembly. Lineage: Eukaryota; Viridiplantae; Streptophyta; Magnoliopsida; Malpighiales; Linaceae.
CGGGUUGAAUUUUCUAAUCUAGUACAGUCUGAAAUCUCCAGGAUUGAUUUCAUCAAAGUUCAGAUUUUUUAAUAUAGUUAAGAGUGUUAUUGGUUUAUUUUGACGGACCCACCUUUAAGUAAGGUGUGUCAACGACACACCUUGGUUCGAAAUUUUUGUGAAGAACCUAUAUUAUUUCGCUGUAAAAAAUUUGAACACGGGAUCUCCGACACACCUAUAAUAAUUGUAACCUACACAUCUUAUUACAUAACAAAAAUUUUGUUGUCAUAAUUUUAUUAAAAUAUGUAUAUAUAAGAGUUACUGGACUUCAGAAGUAACUAGAUAAUGUUCCAGACUGUAUUUCCCUGUAGCUUCUUCCAUAGAUUUUUCUUUUAAGUUAAUUUUCAACUUGCUUUCUAGUUUAGUUAUUUCUUUCCACGUUGACAUCUGUCGCCACACUCCAAUUAUCGGCGUCGAGCCGGCGACAUCCUCAUUCAAACUUUCAUAUUGACACUUUUGGCCACCCUUCCAAAUACUCAUACUAGUUUUCCCAUCUUAAAUUAGUGAUGACUUUACCUUUUGCAACUGCUAGCUACAAAAUGACAUUUUCCAUAUAUGAGUUUAAUCGAGAACAAUCUUUGGUAUAAGGUGAGUGACUAGUUUAUGAAUAAUUGUUUAAUCAUGUACAUAAAAAAAGAUUUGAUUGCAACCUAAUGGACAAAUGUAAUUACGAAAUUUGUUAGAAUAUGAAAACUCGUCGUGGUUCACUGUAAAAAAUAAUGAAAUUGGUGAACUUUAUGAAUAAAAAUUUUAUGUUUAUUUUAAAUUAUUUUAAUUAAUUAAAUAUUUUUAAAUUAUUUUUAUUGGCCGACACACCUAUGCUAAAAUCCUGGGUCCGCCACUGAAGGUAUUACUGAAGAUGUUCGAACAUAAAACCUUUAAGUUCAAAACUAGUAGUAGUACCACUAGAUCAACUUCUUGUUCAGAAAAGUUCGGCAUUAAACGGAAAUCAUGGGCAUAAGGUAGCUGAUGAUGAUUCAACAUGUAUAGGUGCUUUUAAUCUCUUGGAUCCUCCAGUUUUGAUAAAGUUAAAAGGAUCCAAAUUGGACAUAAACUGUUGUAUUUACUUGAAAUUAUAAGUCCUAAUUAGACCACAGCCAAAGUUUCCACAACAACCAACCCAUGGAAGAUUUUAUGCGCGGUUUUAUAUGUUAUAUAGAAUACAUGCAAGUUGAUUUAUAAUAUAGAUUAUGAACCUUAAAAUUCAUGUCAUGUAAAUUACAAACCACACUAUACAAUCAAAACCCCACUCAAGCCUAACUUUCCCCCUGUUUAUAUCUCUAUUAUUAUUAUUAUUAUUUGUCCUUGCCAAUUUGGCCCUUUAUCACUUUACAUAUGACAGGAGUCAAACUGGCAUUUGAAUUCCUUUCUCAAGGUAAAGAAAAAAGAAAGAUCUCAACCCAAAAUCCUAUAUGUUAACCUCAGUCAGUCCACCAUCCCCAAAAUUUAAUAAUUAAUUUUUCAAACUUGACUAUAUUAGUAAACAACAAUACCCUUUUCCUCAGAAUUCAAUUUACUCGGUUUAAUUAGAUGACUUAAUUGCAUUAUUAGUCCAUUAAAAAUAUUGCCACUCAACAACCCAAUUUCUUAACAUAUAACCAUCGUUAUAAAUAGACAAACUCCCCAAACACCCACUUCCCAUUCGCAGCUUCACAACAUCACAUCCAUCUCUCUCAUUAAUUUUCCAAUCCUCCUUUCCCUCCAAGGCUCCAACCCAACAAACCAAACCAAUGGCUACUCCUACUAGUAUUACUAUAAACCGCUCCACCCUGGUCAAACCGGCCAAACGGACAUGGUCCGGCCGGAUGUCCCUCUCCGAGUGGGACAUGAUCGGAGCCAUAACCCACGUCCCGACGGUCUACUUCUACAAAUCAACCUCCUCCACCUCCCACCCGAACCUCCUCGACCACCUCAAGGACUCGCUGGCCCGAACCCUGGUCACGUUCUACCCGCUGGCAGGCCGGCUCGAGCCGGUCGGGGGAGGCCGGUUCGACCUGGACUGCAACGGGCUAGGGGUCCGGUUCAUCGAGGCGGAAGCCAGGACGACGUCGCUUGAUGAGCUCGGCGGCGACGAGGACCUGUCGAGCUGCACGGAUUUCCAGCCGCUUAUCCCGGAGGUGGACUACACGCGCCCGUUCGGCGAGUGGCCGCUGUUGUUGGUCCAGGUGACAAAGUUCAGGUGCGGCGGGAUCGGCCUCGGGUUCAACAUCUCCCAUGCUGUCGUGGACGGGCUCAGCGCGCUCCAUUUCUUCAACGAGUGGGCCCGGGUGGCACGUGGCAAGGGGAUCGGGAUGGUGCCGUUUCUCGAUCGGAAGGUUCUCCGGGCCGGCCAGCCGGCGGUGAGUAGGCAUCCUAGGUUUGAUCCGGCUGAGUUCCAGCGACCGCCGGUGCUUCUCCCCGAGGCCGGCUGCUCCAAUAACAAAGGAAACAAACCACACUACGAAACCAAAGUGGCGAAACUGAAGAUGACCAAGACCAAAGUCCAGAUGCUGAAAGACAUGGCCAACGAGACCACCUUCGACCACCGCCCAUACUCCACCUACGAAACCCUAACCGCCCACAUCUGGAGGUGCGCAUGCAAGGCAAGAAAACUCAAACCCGAACAGCUCACAUCCGUCGGCGUCUGCGUCGAUUCCCGCCGGCGCAUGAACCCUCCUUUACCCAACGCCUACUUCGGCAACGCGGUGCUCGACAUCAAGGCCGUGAGCCGCUCCGCCGACCUCAUCACAAAGCCUCUAGGUUACGCCGCCGGGAAGAUAAGGAGGGCCGUGGAGAAGGCCGACGGCGAGUUCCUGACCUCGGCCAUCGACUACCUGAAGAACCAACCCGACUUGACCGAGUUCCAGGACUUCCAUGAUGGCGAGGAGGAGGACGAUGACGAGGGGCCGUUCUUCGGGAUGCCGAACCUGGGUGUGAUCAGCUGGCUGAGGCUGCCGUUGCUAGGGCUGGAUUUCGGGUUCGGGAAGGAGGUGUACAUGGGUUCGACCCAUGAGUUCGACGGUGACACGAUGCUGUUGCAAAGUCAGGAUGGGGAUGGUUCCAUCGUGCUCGCCAUUUGCCUGAGGGUUGACCAUAUGGAGGCGUUCAAGCGGUGUUUCUAUGAUGAUAUUAUUGUUUAGGGUUUGUUUAGGGUACGUAUACGUGUUUGGUGAGGAGGUAUAAUAUACGGAGAGAGAGAGGAUACUGUCAUACUGAUAAUAAUCGCUAGCUAGCGAGCUCAUAAUAGUACACAUAUAUACGUUUACAAUAAAUUAAGCUAGUGGUUAGAUCGUGGUUUGUACCCAAUAGAAAUAUGUAGUAGUUAGUUUGAAACUAUAUAUAAGCUCUGUCAUUUCCCUUGUUUUAUAUAUAUUAUAUGGAAACUACCUAGCUAUACCUAAGCUGAUAAUUAAGCAUAUACUUAUAUACGGUUGUCGACUCUUUUCCAUGUUCUGCUGGUCAUGUCCGUAUUAUAUGUUUGGGACGAAACAUGAAUGCUAAAAAUUAGUAGGUGCCGUUUGAGCUUGAAUCAUAAGAUUGACAAGAUGUGUUUUAUUUUUUAUUUUUUUGGUGAUGAAAUGAGUGCCAGUAUCGUUGCCUCUUAUUCCACAAUCAAAUAGACGACGGUAAAACUUCUUACAAAGCUAAAAAUGGAAAAAUUAUGAAUGACGAUCAUUACUGUCAAAUAAUUAAGUCUGAUGGAUAUAUACCAAGCAAUCGGGUCGGGAAUGAUCAUAUGUGUGACUAGAACUAGCUAGACUGGCAUGUCGUCGGUUAUUUUCUUUUAAUUUAUAAGUGCCACUCAGUUUAGUCAUAACAUAAAUUUUGUCAAUCUUAUUUGAAGCAAUGCUGUAUUACUGUCCUAAAUAUAAUUAAAGCUACAGUGUGAUUAUCACACUGUUGCUUAAGAGCUUUUCUAUUUUGUACCACUGUCAUUCUUUUUUUAAUGACCCGCGGGACUUAUCACCGUAGCAUGGCACUUCCGGUGGGAUUUUUACAUAAAAUAUGUUUAGAUUUGGGGAAGUCGGCGGUCUAAGGGAGGUUUGGGGAUUUUAGAAUUAUUAUGUUUAUGAAUAUAUUGUAAUCAGGGAUAAUUAUUAUUUCUUCUUUUUAGUUUUGGCUAAUUGAUGAUGAGAGUUGGCCACGUUUUAGAGUUUUAUCAAAAGUAAUCUAAAUCGUACCGGAAAAGUUAGUAUUAGAGUAUUUUGUGUUAAAAUCAUAAUUCAAUCGUGGUUAAAAUUAGGCUUGACACGUUGUUCAAACCCGAGCCCUGAUUUAUGUUGAGAAAAGAAUCAAAAAUUGUAAAAUCAUAAUAAAGGUCGUACAGGUAAAGUUAACAUUAAGGUGUUUUGUGCUAAAAUAGUGGUUAAAUCAGGCUAGACACGUUGCUCCAACCCGAGUCUCGAUGAAUGUUCAUAAAAAAUAGAAAAUUUAUAAAAUCAUACCGAAGUUCGUACCAAAAAAAUUAGCAUUAGGUCAUUUUGUGCUAAAAUCGUACUUCAGUCACGGUUAAAUCAUUUCAUACAGCUAAAAUCACCUACCGAUUUAGAUUCCUUUAGUAGUUUUUCUAUUGGACUACCAGUACGGUAAGAUCGUAGUUCAACCAUGGUUAAAUCAGGCUAGACGCAUUGCUCCAACCCAAGCCUCGAUUUAUAUUCAGAAAAAAACUAAAAUGGUACAACCAUACCGAAUGUCAUACAAAAAAGUUAGAAUUAGGGUAUUUUGUGCUAAAACUGUAAGUCAACUAUGGUUAAAUCAGAUUUGACCAGUUGUUCCAACCCGAGCAUCAAUUUAUGUUCAGAAAACCAAAAAUUGUAAAACCAUUCCUAAGAUCAUACCGAAAAAGUUAGCAUUAGAGUACUUUGUGCUAAAAUCGUAGUUUAACCAUGGUUAAAAUAAGGCUUGAAAUGUUGCUCCAACCCGAUCCUCGAUGUACAUAGAAAAUCCAAAAUUUGUAAACCACACCGAAGUUCUUACCCAUAAAGUUAGCAUUAUGAUAUUUUGUGCUAAAAUCAUAGUUCAUUCGUAGUUAAAUCAUGCUUUACGCGUUGCUCCAACCCGAGCCUUGAUGUGUAUUGAGAAAAUACCAAAAAUUAUAAAACCAUACCGAAAGUCGUACCAAUAAAGGUAGAAUGAGGAC